UAUCCCUCAAAAAAGUAAAGUAAAAACUCGUUCCUAGCUUACAAUGGCAAAAACAAGUCACAUAGCUGUUAUUUCAAGCCCUGGUUUCAGCCACAUAGCCCCAAUAGUAGAAUUCUCCAAAAGAUUAGUCACAAAUCAUCCAAAUUUUCAUGUCACUUGCAUCAUUCCCUCACUUGGUUCACUGCAAGAUUCAUCAAAAUCAUACCUUGAAACAGUUCCACCAAACAUAAACUUAGUUUUUCUUCCACCAAUCAAUAAACAAGACUUACCUCAAGGAGUAUACCCAGGAAUCCUAAUUCAACUCACAGUUACACGCUCUCUACCAUCAAUUCAUCAAGCUCUCAAAUCAAUAAAUUCAAAAGCACCUUUAGUUGCUAUAAUUGCUGAUAAUUUUGCAUGGGAAGCACUAGAUUUUGCUAAAGAGUUCAAUUCUUUGUCUUAUGUUUACUUCCCUUGUUCAGCUUUUGUACUUUCUUUUUAUUUACAUUGGCCAAAACUUGAUGAAGAGGUUUCAUGUAAAUACAAAGAUUUACAAGAACCUAUAAAGUUACAAGGAUGUGUACCAAUUAAUGGUAUUGAUCUUCCUACAGUAACAAAAGAUAGAUCAGGUCAAGCUUACAAAAUGUAUCUUCAACGUGCUAAAGAUAUGUGUUUUGUUGAUGGAAUCUUGUUUAACAGUUUCUUUGCAUUGGAAUCAAGUGCUAUAAAAGCUUUGGAGCAAAAUGGUGAUGGAAAAAUCGGGUUUUUUCCGGUCGGACCCAUUACACAAAUAGGGUCAAGUAACAAUGAUGUUGUUGGCGAUGAACUUGAAUGUUUGAAAUGGUUGAAAAACCAACCACAAAAUUCUGUUUUGUAUGUUUCUUUUGGAAGUGUUGGAACACUUUCUCAAAGACAGAUUAAUGAACUAGCCUUUGGUUUGGAAUUGAGUAGCCAAAGAUUCAUUUGGGUUGUGAGACAACCAAGUGAUUCAGUUAGUGUUGUUUAUCUUAAAGAUGCAAAUGAAGAUCCACUGAAAUUUUUACCUAAAGGGUUUUUGGAAAGAACCAAAGAAAAAGGUUUUAUUUUGCCAUCAUGGGCACCUCAAGUUGAAAUACUAAAGCAAAAUUCAGUUGGUGGAUUUUUAAGUCAUUGUGGUUGGAAUUCGACUUUGGAAAGUAUACAAGAGGGGGUGCCAAUAGUAGCUUGGCCAUUGUUUGCCGAACAAGCAAUGAAUGCUGUUAUGUUAUGUGAUGGUCUUAAAGUGGCUUUAAGGUUGAAAUUUGAAGAUGAUGACAUUGUGGAAAAGGAGAAAAUUGCAAAGAUGAUUAAGUCUGUUAUGGAAGGGGAAGAAGGCAUGGCAAUGCGUGAUAGAAUGAAGAGUUUAAGAGAAGCUGCUGCUAUGGCAUUGAAUGCCAAAGAUGGUUCUUCAAUACAAACUAUUUCACACUUGGCUACUCAAUUGGAGAAGAUUGGUGGGAUUUAGGAAAAUAAUAUUGCUCUUAAUAUUUAUUUUUGUUAUUUUGAUGUUUCUAGUUAGGUGUCUAUUGGUUGUUUCCUUGAUUUACUUUUUAUGUGGUGUCUAUCGAUCGUUGACACAUAACAUAGACAAGUUCCAUGUUCCAUGUGCAAAGAAGGACAAAAUGGUUCUCAAAAGAAUUUGGAAAUGAGAUUAUUUUCCUCCAUGUAAUAAUUGCAUCAUUUCAAUAAUGGAAGAAUUUGGAAAGAGAAAUGAUAUUUGUACAACCAUUUUAUUA
This is a messenger RNA of Medicago truncatula (barrel medic), 1733 nucleotides long. Its product is annotated as hydroquinone glucosyltransferase. Gene Ontology annotation, molecular function: UDP-glycosyltransferase activity. Lineage: Eukaryota; Viridiplantae; Streptophyta; Magnoliopsida; Fabales; Fabaceae. The transcript has a single exon. Bases 44 to 1462 code for a protein of 472 amino acids. The record is from RefSeq and is a predicted model, not a curated record.